CGCGGAUCUUAACCUAGUUAUAACUCAUAAAAUUAUGACAUCUAUCAAUUAAUCGAUGAGAUUAUAACAUGUUUAACUUAUUUAAAUUUAAAAUUGUGUUUAAGUAAAUCUUUCAAUUAUAAAAAUAAAAUAGUAAAUAAAACAGAAAAUUGACUUCAAAUAUUCUUAAAACAUGUUUUCUCCAAACUAGUCUUAGGGAAUAAAAACAAAGAAAAAACUAUUUAAUAGUUUUGUCCUAUUAAAAAUGGUAAUUGGGUUAUAAUUGACCAGAUUAUUGCAUGUAUCAACUAUGUUAACUUGACGAUUUUCGUUAAGUCAACUUUUGACAUAUUUUAAAUAUUAAAAGUGGAUAAAUUUAUUAAUAAAACAAAUAAUACAUCACAAGCAACAAUAUCCAUAAAAGUAUUAUUUGAAUAUCAAAUAUUUAAAAUAUAAAUAAUUAUUGGAUAAAUAAAUUAUACAUAAUAAAAAAUAUUUUUCUGUAUAAGAAAGCAUUUCAAAUAAUUAAUAGCAGGGCUUAAUUUAUGUCUCCGAAUUUUUUAUAAAUGAAUUAUAAUUUCAAAAUGUGUAAUAUUUUAUCUAAAUAUUAAAAUUUUAAAAUAAUUUUAAUCUAUAACUUAAUUUUGAUAUAAUUAUAAGAUAUUUCUUAUUGUAUAAUACACAUAAUUUCAAUUUAUUAAUAGCGGGUUUAAAUUAGAUCUUUAUUAGUAUUAACACGAGUUAUAGUUACAUAAAUAAUAAUUUCAAAAUCUAAAUUUACAACAUUAUUUUUAACAUAUAUUUUUAUCCGGUGGUCCUAUUCUAGUUAUAUAUUACCUUGGAUUCCUUGCAUCCUCCUCUCACUCAAACAAUGGCAGCAAUGAUUGUUGACUUUCAAAACUGCUCCAUCUUCAUUCUCCUCUGCUUCUUCACAUUUCUCUGUUACUCCGUCUUCUUCUUCUUCAAGAAGACAAAUGACUUGGGUCCGAGCCCUCCCUCUUUGCCCAUCAUCGGCCAUCUUCACCAUUUUCUCUCAGGUCUACCCCACAAGGCUUUUCAGAAAAUCUCGACCAAGUACGGACCUCUCCUCCAUCUCCACAUUUUCAGUUUUCCCAUAGUCCUUGUCUCUUCUCCGACAAUGGCCCACGAGAUAUUCACGACACACGACUUAAACAUUUCGUCUCGCAACACACCUGCCAUCGACGAGUCUCUCCUGUUUGGACCUUCCGGCUUCACGGUAGCUCCUUAUGGAGACUACGUUAAGUUCAUAAAGAAGCUUCUUGCGACGAAGCUUCUUCGACCGCUGGCAAUCGAGAAGUCACGAGGUGUCCGUGCAGAGGAGCUAAAGCAAUUUUAUCUUAAACUGCAGGAUAAGGCGUUGAAGAAAGAAAGCAUUGAGAUUGGUAAGGAAACGAUGAAGUUCACUAACAACAUGAUCUGCAGGAUGAGCAUUGGGAGGAGCUUUUCAGAAGAGAACGGUGAGGUAGAGACUCUGAGGGAAUUGAUUAUCAAAUCGUUUGCCUUAUCGAAGCAGAUUCUGUUUGUAAACGUAUUACGUAGGCCACUGGAGAUGCUUGGACUAAUGUCACUGUUUAAGAAAUAUAUAAUGGAUGUUUCAAGAGGAUUUGAUGAGUUGUUGGAGAGGGUUCUUGCGGAGCAUGAAGAGAAACGGGAGGAGGAUCAAGAUAUGGACAUGAUGGAUUUGCUGUUGGAAGCUUGUCGAGACGAAAACGCAGAGUAUAAAAUCACUAGGAACCAGAUCAAAUCAUUGUUCGUGGAAAUUUUUUUGGGAGGCACAGACACCUCGGCACACACAACGCAGUGGACAAUGGCGGAGCUCGUUAACAACCCAAACAUUCUUGGGAGAUUAAGAGACGAAAUUGAUCUCGUUGUAGGCAAAGAAAGAUUGAUUCAAGAAACAGAUCUACCAAACCUCCCUUAUUUGCAAGCAGUGGUUAAGGAAGGGCUACGCUUGCACCCACCGGCACCUUUGCUGGUUAGAAUGUUCGACAAAAAAUGUGUGAUCAAAGAUUUCUUCAAAGUACCGGAAAAAACAACACUUGUUGUUAAUGUUUAUGGUGUGAUGAGGGAUCCAGAUUCUUGGGAAGAUCCUAAUGAGUUUAAGCCAGAGAGGUUUCUAACUUCAAAGCAAGAAGAAGAUAAAGUAUUGAAGUACCUUCCUUUUGCAGCUGGAAGAAGGGGAUGUCCUGCAACAAAUGUAGGCUAUAUCUUUGUAGGAAUCUCAAUUGGAAUGAUGGUGCAAUGCUUUGACUGGAGUAUCAAAGAAAAGGUUAGUAUGGAAGAGGUCUAUGCAGGAAUGAGUCUUUCCAUGGCUCAUCCCCCUAAGUGCACUCCAGUUUCUCGGCUCAGCCUUUAAUGUGCAGAGCCCGAGCUUAUGAUCCCGAAGAUCGGGCUAUGGUUCAUCUUCUUCACUACAUUAAUUACUGUUCUUUAUAUCAUGUUUACCGUUUGUAUUUGAAAGUCGAACAUCCAAAAUAAAUAGAUUUUCGUUCUUUUUUUUCUUAAAAAACAUCCAAAUAGACAUUUGAGAAUUAGUAAUUAUCAGAGCACAUCUCCGACCAGAGUA
Brassica rapa (field mustard) is the source of this 2566-nucleotide messenger RNA. RefSeq names its product cytochrome P450 705A12. Gene Ontology annotation, cellular component: membrane. Lineage: Eukaryota; Viridiplantae; Streptophyta; Magnoliopsida; Brassicales; Brassicaceae. Gene Ontology annotation, molecular function: iron ion binding; oxidoreductase activity, acting on paired donors, with incorporation or reduction of molecular oxygen, NAD(P)H as one donor, and incorporation of one atom of oxygen; heme binding. The record is from RefSeq and is a predicted model, not a curated record.